AUGCGAAGGGCGAGCGCUUGCCGGACCCGGCCGGAGCAGCGGCGCCUCCCGUGGCCGGGCUGGUGGAGGAGCAGGAGCAGCAGCAGCAGCAGGAGCAAAGCCGGUGCCCUCAGCCGGAGGAGGGAGCCCGGUCCCGGAACGCCUUGGAGGUCGCCGCUGCUGCUCGCCCUGCUGGCCUUGGGGGUCAGCGCCUGCCAAGGUGUACCAGUGAUGUCCCAUGUUCUCCAAGGAGAAAAAGUGUGGAAUGAGAUAGAUGAUAUGUGUUCUGCUAUCCCAGCUAGAGAUUCUCUGCCUCAGCCAUCCAAUGCGCUUGAAGAAUUUUGCUUUAUGGUUCUGGAAUUUCUACAGAAGGAUAAGCCAUCGGUCACACAUCCUUGGCUGCCACCUGCUCCCCAACUUCAGGACAGGAGACAGAAGAGAUACAAAGCGGACGAAGAACUUCGAAUACCUGGAGGAGUUCAAAGCAGGGGAUAUUUUAUGUUCCGACCACGUAAUGGAAGAAGAUCAGCUGCUCUCUAUUAA
This is a messenger RNA of Pseudonaja textilis, 522 nucleotides long. RefSeq names its product neuromedin U (gene NMU). Gene Ontology annotation, biological process: positive regulation of smooth muscle contraction; positive regulation of synaptic transmission; neuropeptide signaling pathway. NCBI's taxonomy places the organism in Eukaryota, Metazoa, Chordata, Lepidosauria, Squamata, Elapidae. The record is from RefSeq and is a predicted model, not a curated record. Gene Ontology annotation, cellular component: terminal bouton. Gene Ontology annotation, molecular function: neuromedin U receptor binding.